GCAUCGCAGUGCCACGGGGGAGCGUGCUGCGCCAUGCUUUCUGCUCGGCCGUCGGCUGGGCCUCGUCCGUCCGGUCGAAACUCGCUCUCUCUCUCUCUCUCUCGAGACUAAACGCACUUUGCAGCGACAACGACAACGGCAUGCUGGCCCUGCCGCGUCGCGACCAUUUACUGCCAGGCUCACGUCCUGGAAUGAUCCCUCCAUCGCCCGUAACUGCCAACUCGUCCUGUCCCGGAUGGACCAUUGCCGGAGCAGACGGCCGCGGCCGCGAUGUUUGUUUACUUCGCUCGCCUCGUCUCGUCUCGUCUCGUCCUUAUCUGCUCGUAUUCGUGUCCCGCUCUGCGGCCUGCCAAUUUGCUGAUGGCUUUCAUUGCCACUAGCAAUAAGCGCCGUGUAGCAGGCAUCAAUCGAACGAUGUGAAGAUGACAGAGUGUUCCCGUCGGGCGUGGAGUGUGACGAGGACGGCGAUGUCGUUGACAUGUAUGGGGUGCCGCAGUCUCCUCCACCCCACUCACCUCGGCCACCAUCAACUGGAUCUCAGAAGUCCCCUCGUUCUCGGAGGCAGCGUACCACUUCCCUCUCUCAAUCGACAAAGAAGACAUGCUCGGAGUCAAUUUUAAGAAGUCACACUAGGACCAUUUACACAGCGGGUCGACCUCCAUGGUAUGACUCAACAGGGCAGCAGGUUGAACCAUUUGUUAUUGGUAUUUGUGGAGGCAGUGCAUCAGGAAAAACAACAGUUGCUGAGAAGAUUAUUGAGUCUUUGGAUGUACCUUGGGUCACUCUUCUCAGUAUGGACUCCUUUUACAAGGUCUUAAAUGAAAAACAACAUGACCUAGCUGCCAAGAAUGAAUAUAAUUUUGAUCACCCAGAUGCUUUUGAUUUUGAGUUAUUAGCUGAAACUCUUCAGAAGCUUAAGGAGGGUAAAAAAGUUGAGGUCCCUAUUUACAACUUUGUUACUCACUCAAGGGAAAAUCGAACGAAAACUAUGUAUGGAGCUAAUGUUAUUAUUUUUGAAGGGAUUUUAACGUUCUAUAAUGCAGAAGUUACAAAGAUGCUAGAUAUGAAGCUAUUUGUUGACACUGAUGCUGAUGUAAGGCUGGCUCGUAGAUUGCGCAGAGAUAUAUCUCAAAGAGGCCGAGACUUAGAUGGAGUUUUAAAGCAAUAUUGCAACAUGGUUAAACCAGCAUUUUUGCAUUACAUUGCACCUUCAAUGGUUCACGCUGAUAUAAUUGUUCCAAGAGGAGGGGACAAUACUGUGGCCAUUGAGCUUAUAGUCCAUCAUGUGCAUACACAACUGCUGAAGAGAGGUUUUAAAUUGAGAGAGAAGCUUGCACACUCGUAUAUUGGCCAACCUUUACCCGAUUCUAUGCACUUGCUCCCAUCUACUCCACAAAUUUGUGGCUUGCAUACCCUCAUACGCAACAAGGACACUCCCAGAGAUGAAUUUAUAUUCUAUUCUAAGAGGCUGAUUCGUCUUGUAAUUGAGUAUGCAUUGUCCUUACUUCCAUUCAAGGAAGUUGUUGUUGAAACACCCCAGGGUGUUAUUUAUGAGGGCAAAAGGUGUGCCAGUGAGAAGAUAUGUGGUGUAUCGAUAUUACGGGCAGGAGAAACCAUGGAGCAAGCUGUGUGUGAUGUCUGCAAGGAUAUUCGCAUUGGAAAGAUUCUCAUUCAAACCAAUUUUGAUACGGGUGAACCUGAGCUUUAUUACUUGAGGCUUCCUAAAGAUAUUAAAGACUACAAAGUUGUUUUGAUGGAUGCAACUGUGGCAACUGGUGCAGCUGCAAUGAUGGCCAUUCGAGUCUUGCUCGACCAUGAGGUUCUUGAACAGAAUAUUCUCGUUGUCUCAUUACUUAUGGCUGAAUCUGGUGUUCACUCCAUUGCAUAUGCUUUCCCAAAAGUUCAAAUUGUGACCUCAGCAUUAGAUAAAGAAAUUAAUGAAAAGUUUUAUGUAUUGCCUGGCAUAGGUAAUUUUGGAGAUAGAUAUUUCGGAACUGAGCCUUCUGAUGAAUGUUGAAUUGAAGGCAAAAUAUUACGUGCUAAUUUGGAAGUUAGGCUUUCUGAACAUCUCAAACUUAGUGCUAUGGAUGUGUGCUGAUGCUCGAUUGACUACCACACAAUUUGUAUGCAAUGACAGGUCUGAAGGUUAUUUAAGGUGAUUUGAAACAUGAGUAAUACUCUGGUCAUUACCUAGAUUGAAUAUUUUUAUACCUGAUGGCUUAUCAAAUUUAUAUGGGUCCAAUGUUUUUACUGUCCUUUUUUCUCUCUUUUUCUUUCCUUUCUUUUUUGCCGUGGGUGCUAAGUAACAGCCAGAUUUUGCAGGCUGACAGGUAUAAUUAUCAAGCUAUCAUUUCAAAUAUUGUUUUGAAUGUGUUCCUUUUAUUAUUACCUCUAUGUUCCUAUGAGUACAUGCUAUCUUGUGUACACACUUUAACAUGCAAUGUGUUAGUUUUGAUUUUGACUCUAUUGUUGGUGUGGUAUCCGUCUUAAUUUAAGAAAAAACAAAACAAAAAAAAAAGCUAGUAAUGAAGUGGCUUAGACAAUGCUAGUCUUUCUGUUGUGCCCAUUUGUUACAGUUGCCAAUUAUGUUUGGUAUCUGACUUAAAACUAUAAAAAGGGAUAGCUCCACCUCAAGUAAAUUAAUUUGGACAGAGCAGUGGGUUAUAAGGCUCAGUUUGGUUCAUCAGUUGCAUAUUCUUGUGUUUAUUCAACAGAAAGUAUUAUAGAACUCUUUAGGUUUGUAUUUGUAGAAUGCUCUCGAUUUUAUUUAGUUCUUGAGUUUUUGUGAAGUUAAUAUUUAUGCAGAUGAUUUUUAAAAUGAUAAGUAUUGAACGCUAUGUAUUUGUUUUUGUCUGUGCUUUGAUUGUGAUCAUCUAAAGCCAGAAGCUAAAUGGACUUCCCAGUGAAAUUCGCCCAGUCAAAAAAUUUCUUUACUGUAUAGGUUUUUUUAUUAUGAUGGGUUUUCUUUAUGACUUACUGUAUUAGUAUCUUUCCCUGCAGUUAGCCAAUUUUCUCUAAAUGUGAUGUUUUCUCCUGUGUUGUUUCUGAAACCAGUCAUAGGACAUUGUUAUGAUGUCCGUGUUAAUGAUUUGUAUUUAUUGAACUUAAGAAUGAACUUAAGAUGUGAAGGUGAUUGUUGUUUUUAAAUUAUUUGUUUGAAUCAAAACAUUAAAUUUCUAUUUGUAUUUGUUCGUACAAUAUUCUUUUGUUAUUUUAAUGUGUAAUGUUGUGAAAUGAGAUGAUAAACAAUGAAUUAAAAAGCUAAGUGAGAUGCUUCUUGCUUAUCCAUUUUGUCUG
This is a messenger RNA of Thrips palmi, 3297 nucleotides long. RefSeq names its product uridine-cytidine kinase-like 1. Gene Ontology annotation, molecular function: ATP binding; kinase activity. The transcript is spliced from 11 exons. The record is from RefSeq and is a predicted model, not a curated record. Lineage: Eukaryota; Metazoa; Arthropoda; Insecta; Thysanoptera; Thripidae. Gene Ontology annotation, cellular component: cytoplasm. Bases 479 to 2017 code for a protein of 512 amino acids.